GCUAGAAAUUGUGAGAUUAAUAGACUGACAAAUAUGAUGAUCUUGUAUUUGGUGUUCCUUGUUAUCUUCGCGUUCUUGUUCAUCAAGUUCCUCACUGCUGAUGGGGAUUUCACAUUAUUAUCAAAAGGGAAAGUGAAACGCGAAGAAAUUGAAGAUAAGGUUAUUUGGAUUACUGGAGCUAGUCGUGGAAUAGGGGAAAUUCUUGCCAAACAACUUGCAAGUUUAGGAGCAAAACUCAUUAUAUCUGCUCGAAAUGAAGCUGAGCUUCAGCAUGUCAAGCAACAACUUACAGGAAAAUAUGCACCAAGAGAUGUGAUGGUUUUACCAUUGGACUUGACAUCUGGGGAGGAAAGUCUGAGAUUGGCUGUAGAGAAAGCUGAAUCAUUUUUUGAUGCAGCUGGAGUGGAUUAUAUGAUUCACAAUGCAGCCUAUGAGCGUCCAAAAUCUACAGCACUGGAUGUGACAGAAGAAACACUCAAGGCAAUGUUAAAUGUGAAUGUCGUGGGCCCCAUAUCGAUGACGCGGAUGCUUGUGCCUUACAUGCUGAAGCGGGGAAGAGGACAUCUUGUUGUGAUGAGCAGUGCAGCUGGAAAGACUCCUGCACCAGGUCAGGCGGUAUACUCGGCUUCUAAAUUUGCAGUAAAUGGGUAUUUCCACUCCUUGCGUUCUGAGCUCUGUCGUAAAGGAAUCAAGGUUACUGUAGUUUGCCCAGGUCCUGUAGAAACUCCCAAUCCAAGAACUGGUUCAACCGAGCGGCGUGUUUCAUCAGAAAGGUGUGCGGAGCUGAUAAUUGUUGCUGUCAGCCAUGGUAUCAAGGAAGCUUGGAUAUCUUGCCAGCCUGUACUUGCUGUUAUGUACUUGAUGCAGUAUAUGCCAUCGGUUGGCUAUUGGCUUAUGGACAAGAUUGGUGAAAAACGUGUGGAAGUUGGUGCACAGAAAGGCAACACAUACUCCAUCAAUUUGCUCUUUGACAAAAAGAAGGAAAGCUAAAAGUAAUGUUUCUCAUAUGUUCCUCUGAAUAUUACCAUUUACCGCAUAUGUUCCUCUAAUAAUGUGCACCAUUCUACUUGCUUUCGUUAAGUUCCUCAGCCUCAAGUUAUGCAAAUG
Molecule: messenger RNA, 1107 nt
Organism: Solanum verrucosum
Lineage: Eukaryota; Viridiplantae; Streptophyta; Magnoliopsida; Solanales; Solanaceae
Exons: 12
Coding region: 34-990 (318 amino acids)
Cellular component (GO): membrane
Molecular function (GO): oxidoreductase activity
Source: RefSeq, a predicted model, not a curated record